This is a messenger RNA of Dioscorea cayenensis subsp. rotundata (Guinea yam), 1765 nucleotides long. RefSeq names its product chaperone protein dnaJ GFA2, mitochondrial-like. The transcript has 18 exons. Gene Ontology annotation, biological process: response to heat; protein refolding. The record is from RefSeq and is a predicted model, not a curated record. Gene Ontology annotation, molecular function: ATP binding; heat shock protein binding. Lineage: Eukaryota; Viridiplantae; Streptophyta; Magnoliopsida; Dioscoreales; Dioscoreaceae. Gene Ontology annotation, cellular component: cytoplasm. The coding region runs from base 160 to 1431 and encodes 423 amino acids.
CCAACUCGAGAUCGCUAAACCCUAGAUCUCUCCUGAAUUGGCUUCUCCGCUUCGAAUUAGGGUUUAUCUCCCACUUUCUCUCGAUCAGUUUCGCUGUUUCCGCUUGAAAAUCCCUAAUCUUUCGGUUUGUUGUCAUUGCAGCUCACCCUCAGGCCUCUAAUGGCGCGAUCGAGCUCUGCAAGGCUGGCUUUGUUCGUCGUGCGGAGGUCUCUUCACACUCCGGAGCCGGGAAUUCGCCCUUCAUUUCGAUUUCUCGCUGAUCGGAGAUUUCGCACAACGAGAUGGAUCGAUGGGAUUUCUUGUGGAGCGUUCAGUGGGUGGUGGUGCCCGAACAGGGCGUUCCAUGGUACGCGAGCAGUGGCUGCAAGGAGCUACUAUGAUGUACUUGGCGUGAGCAAGAAUGCGGAAGCAUCUGAGAUCAAGAAAGCUUAUUAUGUGCUUGCAAAGAAGCUCCAUCCAGACACCAAUAAAGACGAUCCUGAUGCAGAAAAAAAAUUUCAAGAAGUCCAGCGUGCCUAUGAGGUUCUAAAGGAUGAGGAGAAACGUGCACUUUAUGAACAGGUUGGUCAUGAUGCCUUUGAGCAGGCUGCUUCAGGUGGCGGAGGUGAUCCAUUUGAUGACUUCUUUAAUGGUGGCAGUGGAGUGAAUGAUUUCUUCAAAAACAUCUUCAAUCAGAACGAAGGGGGUCAGGAUGUUGAGAUUUCUCUUGAAUUAUCAUUCAUGGAAGCUGUGCAAGGGUGCAAAAAGACCCUAACAUUUCAAGCUUCUGUACUCUGCGGCACUUGCAAUGGUAGUGGUGUUCCUCCUGGGACCAUCCCUCAAACAUGUAAAGCUUGCAGGGGCUCUGGAAUGACAUUUGUACAACAUGGCCCAUUAAGGAUGCAGUCCACCUGUUCACGUUGCGGUGGAUCUGGUAAAAUUGUGACAAAUUUUUGCAAAUCAUGCAAAGGAGAGCAACUUGUUAUGCGAGCAAAAUCAGUGAAGAUAGAUGUGAUGUCUGGAGUGGAUAAUGGUGAAACCAUCAAGGUAUAUGGUCAAGGGGGAGCAGAUCCUGAUGGUGAGCGCCCUGGUCAUCUCUUUGUGAAUAUCAAGGUUCGACCAGACCCUGUAUUCCGCAGAGAAGGCAAAGACAUUCAUGUAGAUGUUGUUUUGCACCUGUCUCAGGCAAUCUUAGGAGGGAACAUUAAUGUCCCAACUUUAACCGGCGAUGUGAUCCUCAAGGUUAAGCAAGGCACACAACCUGGUCAAAAGGUUGUUUUGAAGGGAAAAGGUAUAAGGACGCGAAAUUCUUCCCUCUAUGGAAACCAAUACGUACAUUUCAAUGUCAGCAUCCCCACGAGCCCGACGGAACGACAACGGAUGUUACUGGAGGAGUUUGAGAAGGAAGAACAAGGAGAUUGUGAUCGGACCAUUGCAGUUGCAUCAGGAUGAGUAUCUGUAUGUGCUGCUUCAUAUUGAUUCCUUUCCAUAUGAUAUAUAGGUGAAGUAAUGCAGAUUCAUUGGCAAAUUAAAUUGCUACAAAUUGUUAUACAAGUGGCAUCUACCUAUAGCUGCUGAUUCUUUUGCUUCUGCCUUUAGAGGCCACUGGUUUUUUCUGAUGCUAUAGAUAUAAUAUUAUUCAUAAUCUAACGCCACCUCUAACUAAGGUGGAUAUAUAUCUUUGUAGAUACAGAAGUUGUGUUUUGAUUAUUGGAAAACACUAAGCAAUUUAUUAGAGAAAUGUAUCAAGCAUAAGAGGAACAUAAGUUAUGAUUCUAGUUUCAAA